Molecule: messenger RNA, 2246 nt
Organism: Aethina tumida (small hive beetle)
Lineage: Eukaryota; Metazoa; Arthropoda; Insecta; Coleoptera; Nitidulidae
Product: zinc finger C2HC domain-containing protein 1C
Exons: 6
Coding region: 293-1672 (459 amino acids)
Source: RefSeq, a predicted model, not a curated record
GCGCGCCGCAGUACCCAGACCACGUCGCCCGCAAAACGUUCGCCGGCGGCCCGAUCAGCACAGUCGCGAGUCCAACUCCAUCCUCUCCGGCACGCAGCCAGCCAACUCGACUUUCUUCGCGUCCUCGUCUCUCCCGACUCUUGUCCACCGCGGUGUACGUUCGUUGUCGCUGGUUCCGGUGGAUGCUGGUCCGCACCUCUUUGUUCUUCGUUUCGUGACUAGAAUGCAAUAAUCCACCCAGAAGUGUGUUCCUGAGAGCGUGACGAAUUUGGAAACUCCUAAAGCAACAACGAUGUCGCGUCUAGCUGAAAUGCAGGCCCGUUUCCAACAAAAACAAAUGCAAGAAAAGGAAGAGAAACUCCUCCGCCUCUACGAGAACCAACAACAAAGGGCCUUCGAGAGAGUUGGAAGAGGCAGUGCUGGCAGCAACGUCAGCGUGGGAUCCACGGGAGGAGGAAAGGUCCGUCAGAUGUUCGACGAACGGAGGCAAAAAGCUGGCGUUGACAAAAGUUACCCGCUGGAACCUCUGCGCACCUCCAGAACCAACGGCACGAAAGGUGGAUCGUUGGAUAGACAGAGGAACACCACCACAAAAACAACCGUUAAAAGUACGGUGCAGAAAAGUGUCACCCACAUUAAAAACGGCAAGCCCCCAGUGACCAAACGGGAGGUGGUGCAAAGAAUCUACAACAACAACAACGGAGACGAAAGGUACCAGGAACACAGGUUCGAGGAUGACAACUACCGGAGCCCCAGCUACGACUUGAUAGAGAUGAUGAACAGAAACAACAUUGACGACGAUCUGGACAACGAAAUACUGCCACAAAUAGGCUUCGACGACGACGAGCCUUACAUGAGGGGUAAAUUGGCGAACGUCGGUGGUAAAUUGCCCAGUCAAACCGUAACCAAGCCCGAACCACGAGCGCCUUCAAAACCUAACGGAGUCGCCACGGUUACGAGGGAUUCCAAGCCUCCCGCAAGAAACGUAGCAAGAACAGCCACACCACGAGCAGUCACUUCGUCAUCCUCAAGUGCGAGUUCCGUACAUUCAUCCCCAGUAAAGUCGACCACUACUAGAACCGCUAAUUCCACUAUGAAAGCCACACCAUCUCAGUCGAGCAAGACUAAAGUCCCAACAACGGCCAGACCAUCGGCAAAGCAGGCAGCGAAGUCGACACCCACAACAACACCAAGAGACGACCUCGCAGAAUGUAAGGUGUGCCACAGGAAGUUCGCCGAGGACCGCCUGGCCAUCCACGAAAGUAUAUGUCUCAAGUCGUCCCAAAGCAAGAGGAAGAAAUACGAUGCCACGAAGCACCGACUCCAGGGAACCGAGUUGGAGCAAUACGGACGAAAAGCAACGAAGCCAAAGCCUAUGAAACCUGCAUCUAAGAAAGACUGGCGUCGCACCCACGAGGAAUUCAUAGCGGCCAUCCGUUCGGCGAAGAUGACCCAACAACAUCUGGCCAAAGGAGGCAAACUGUCCGACUUGCCGCCGCCUCCCCCUUCAUCCAAUCCGGAUUACGUGCAGUGCCCCCAUUGCGGCAGGAAGUUCAACGAGGCCGCAGCUGAAAGGCACAUCCCCAAGUGUGCUACGUUCCAAUUCAACAAGCCCAAACCCAACGGCGGUAGCAAUACCAACACUAGAGGAAGAGCUGUGCCUAGAAGAUAAAAGGACACUUUGAGGAUGUUUCUAAAUUUAUAGUAUUUAAUGCCCUUUUUAAACAUGAAAAUCAAUUUAAAUAUUUUAAAUAUUUUAGUUAUUGAAUUAAUUGAUAUAUUGUACUUUAAUAAUCACACUUCGUGUCUAGUUUCAACGGAUUAAUAAUUAAAGUGCCAAUCGGAUCAUUUUAACAAAUUUUGUAGAUCUUCCUAUCUAUCGUAUUGUUUGGUAAUAAUGGACAAAUUUAAAAUAUUUUGUAACGUUUUGCUUGAAUUCCUAAUUUAUUUAAACCUCUGUACUUAUUUUUAACAAAACCGCUUUAUGUCAUUUUAUAGAAAAUGAAUAUAAUUGUGAUCUUAUAUACAUGACUAAAAAUGGGUGCUGUGUUGUGGAAUACUGUUUAAAAUUAUUGUAUGUAAGAAUUUGUUUAGUUUAUUUAAACAUUUUAGUGAUCUAGUCUUAAGUUUCCGUUCCUUAAAUUAAUGUGAAUUUAUAUUUCAAAAUAUCAAAUAAAAUAAUAAAUUAAGCACUGUUAUUUAUAAAUUAUAUGGAAAAUAUUAAUAAAGAUGCUUUUUAAUACCUA